Molecule: messenger RNA, 2640 nt
Organism: Pseudo-nitzschia multistriata
Lineage: Eukaryota; Bacillariophyta; Bacillariophyceae; Bacillariales; Bacillariaceae
Source: the annotation of a GenBank genome assembly
ACCGAACAUCGAUCGUCGUCAAAGAACUAUCACCACGGGAUCUGAUCCGCUGCGGCUGCGAAUGAACUAGAAGAGUCGUUCCCCGCUCCUCCACGUGCGUGUUUCAAUCCAAACGCAGCUACCGAGAAUGGGAAGGCUUCUGCUCCGACGUCCCUCGUCCCCGACCGGCAGGGGGAAGCGCCUCUUCCGGUCCAGGUUCGUGGUGUUGCUCGCUUGCUGGUGGAUCGCGGCAUCCCUCCCGGCCCUCGUCCAUGCUGGAUUCACCGCCUACGUCUUGCCAAGGGAGGACCCCUACAAGGUGCUGAAAAUCAAGCGCAAGGACCGGAACAACCGGGACGCCAUCAAAAAGGCGUACCGCGAAAUGGCCAAGUCCGCGCACCCCGAUAAGAACCGCCACCUCGAUCCGGAUGUGGCCAACAAGCGUUUCCAUCGAAUCCAGGAAGCCUGGGAGAUCCUCGGGGACAAGACCAACAAGCGCAAGUACGACCAGCACCUACGAGAUAAGGAGGCACGGGAACGCCGGAACCGGAGGCCCACGAAACAAAAAGAACAGGAGCGGAGGCAGCGUGAAAAGGAGGCAAGGGAGACCCGGGAACGAUUCCAGAGGGAACAGGAGCGGAUGAAAAAAGAACAACAACGCAAGAAGCAGAGCGAGAUGCAUGCGCAGGAGGCGCAGGAGGCCCUCCUCAGGAUCUCCACGCUGGAACAACUGCACGAAAGGAGCAACUUGUUCGACAAGAACACCAACACGUUCAAGAAACACUUUUUGUGCGUCUUUGUGGGAAACAAAAAGGCAGAACAAACAGCCGAAAAGGACUACCAGUUUCCCUACCCCUUUGGACCCCGGGGAACAAACUCCUUCGACUGGACGGAAAUCAUGCAAACAGCCAAGGUACGGUUCAACAAGGCUACACCCUUGACAAGGGCCUUUCGGGUUUCGGCCAGAGCCUCCGACCCGAUCAUUGUCUUUGCCAAGAAAGGAUCGCGGCUGGACCUCUUCGAGUUCGAAACCUACACCGGGGGAAACCUCGAAGACUGGGUCCUGCGCAUGAUGCAGACAUCCGUCAGCGUCGUCAAUCGCUACGCAUCGGGAGGGCCCACCAUCAAGAUCUUUUUCGACGACGGCGACACUCUCCGAUCCGCGGGCAAGGCCGUCCCCCCGGGAUUCAUGCUGCAGAUACCUCUCAAGAUCUCGGACCGUCUGCUCGUGGUCGACGCGGGGACGGACGACUUUACCGGAGGCGUGGGCAUCGGCCAGAAACGCCAGCAAGAUCUGGAGAAGCUGCGGGACGAGAAAAUCCUCGACCGGAUCGCUCUGGACAGAAUGUACGCGAGAGAGGAGGGCGAACGAUUCGACAUCGGGCGGGGGCACGGAACCACGCGCGUGUGCUACGAUCUGUCGACGUCCUGCCACCGCGACGCAACGAGGGAAAAGUGCGAAGGCCGGAGCAGGUUUUUCCACGCCAUGUGUGCCAAGAGCUGCGGGGUCUGCAUCGAGUCGAACUACUGGAACGGGAUCUACUACUACCUCCUCCACAAGCCCCUCGACACGAUCCCGGACGUUCCUUGCGUGAGGCGCAUCCUGUCGUGGCUGCGAGACCACGGCGAGUUCGGGAGCGUCUUCUGGCACGAUCUCUCGCACAUGUGGGAGAAGCGGCGCAACAUCAUGUUUGGCUUUGUCUUCACGGGGCUGGUCCUCGGGAUCCAGAUCGUUCUGCUGGCGCGGAUGUUCAUGGGGAACCGCCGAAGCAGCGGGCGCGCGGGCGAGUGCACUUUCUUCUCGUCCCCGGCGGUGGUCGGAUUCCUCCUUGUCGCGAACAGCGCCGCGAUCGGCGCAAGAUUCUGGUUGUCGGCGACGCCGAGGCACAAGGUUCCCCCAUUUCUCAGGGGAUUCCGGGCCGAUCUAAAGGGGAUAGAAAAGAGUUCAUACCAACUGUUGAGAAUUCUGUUUUGCCUGGGAGCUGUUUCCUCGUACGCAUCCAUUGCAGGGACGCGGCGCCUGCGCCUCCGUCCUGUUCUCCAAGAAACUGCAACGUUCGCUACGAUUGUUUUGGCAACCGCAUUGUUAUUGUUGGGAAUAGAUCAUUAUUUUCAUAGAGAGUUUACCGGUGAUAAACUCUGGAAAAGACACCGAUACAUGCAAUGGGAAUCCAUUUGGGAUCUUCGCAAGAAUGCAGCCAUUGCCAUAAUUGUUUCGGGCAUUCUCUCCGGGGCUUUGAUCGCAGGUCUUGGAAGAUUCAUGAAGCAAUAUAUACGGCCGUUGUACUUGGUGCUGUCCACCGCCAACAUCGGUCUUUGGUCUGGUCUACUCCUGUUUGCGGUCCACUUCGAUAGGUUCUUCUACGAAGACCUAAAACACACAACCGAGAUGCGCAUGAGUGCCGCAAUUCCCUGUUUGAUCCUGGGAUUGAUUUGGGGCAUGGGCGGUGCACAUCUGGUCUCCACCUACCGAGUCAAGGUGAAAGUCGAUUGAACGGAGUUACUUAGGAUGCUAUACUGCUUUAUCUCGUUCGGCAUCGGAUGACCGUAAACCCUCUCCUCGGUGUUACGUCAGCUCUUUAGUGGCGGUUUAGAACUAACGAAUCCGGCAUUGAAUUCAGAUUUUUAUUUCUGUUGAAAAAAUACACAUUAAGAAGUUUA